Parasteatoda tepidariorum (common house spider) is the source of this 850-nucleotide messenger RNA. NCBI's taxonomy places the organism in Eukaryota, Metazoa, Arthropoda, Arachnida, Araneae, Theridiidae. The record is from RefSeq and is a predicted model, not a curated record.
GGCUCGUUUCCACGUGACAUUGAGCGGAGAAAGCAACCUCUUAUUCCACAACAGACGGUAGGAAAACUGUCGAUCUGUGAGAACGGGAUUUCUGCCGGUGGCCUGGCUUCUCCGUCAAGCACGUGGAUUUAUCGCUUGACGGGUCCCUUUAUCACUAUUCGAUUAUUUUAAAACACUUCAACUCUAUUUUCUUCAUGUAUAUAAUCCGGUGAAAUGCAUCGUUCGAUGAAAAUUAAUUCAUCGCAAAUCGAUUUUUAAAUUUUAAAACAUUUAUUUUUAAAAAACAGAGAUAGAGCGAAACAAGAAAAAGUGGUGACUGUCGCCACACUUCAUGAAUCGCCAAGCCAUGGAAGUAAUCGUCGCUAUCCUAUUAUCAGUUCUAGUUUGCGAAGUAUCAGGUACCAGGCUGACCAACAGUUACAUAACGGAAUGGGGUAUCAGCAGCAGACUUACCCAACCUUCUUGUGUUGACAUCCCAGAAAACUUGACCCUGUGCCAUGGUAUCGGAUACACGCAAAUGCGACUGCCCAAUUUGUUGGACCAUGACACCAUGGCCGAAGUGUCGCAGCAGUCCUCUUCGUGGGUGCCGCUCUUCAAUCUCAAGUGCCACUCGGACACUCAACUCUUUCUAUGUUCAUUGUUCUCACCUGUGUGUUUGGACAGACCAAUCUAUCCAUGCCGGUCACUGUGUGAAGCCGUUAGGCAAGGAUGUGAAAGUCGUAUGCAGGCCUAUGGCUUUCCAUGGCCGGACAUGGUUAAAUGUGACAAAUUCCCUGUGGACAAUGAUAUGUGCAUAUCUGUUCAAGCCAAUGCCAAUACAGGUGAGUCAAAAUAAAUGUAUAUAGUUUCA